AUGGAGCUGCAGCUGGAGCAGCAGCAAGAUGAAUCAUCCGUCACCAAGUUCGCGUGCAAGAAGUGCCGCUCUGUUUUAUUUAAAAGCGAUCAGCUAACGCCGCACGAACCAGAGCAACACCAGAUCUCGACGCGCAGGAAGCUCAAAGACCUCAAGCACCAGGUAAGUGCGCACGUGGCCUGCUCUUCUUAUUUCCUAGAAGAGACAUUGCCCUGGAUGGACGAGGCGCUGCUAGCCGAGGGAAAGAUCCACUGCCCCACUCUCAAGUGCCAGUCGCGACUAGGAGCGCUGCAGUGGUCGGGCUCUCAGUGCUCCUGUGGCACGUGGGUCACACCCAGCAUCAAGAUCACCAAGAGCAGAGUAGACGCAGUCUUUAAGCAGAGCAACCUCAACAUUGUCACGGGCGUUGGGCUUCCCAAUGCGGCAGAAACCCCGCCGGACGUUAAAUAA
Molecule: messenger RNA, 450 nt
Organism: Phytophthora infestans T30-4
Lineage: Eukaryota; Oomycota; Peronosporomycetes; Peronosporales; Peronosporaceae
Exons: 1
Coding region: 1-450 (149 amino acids)
Source: RefSeq, a predicted model, not a curated record